Hemisphaericaspora subhashii is the source of this 1284-nucleotide messenger RNA. It is a transcript of the gene RPT4, whose product is annotated as proteasome regulatory particle base subunit. NCBI's taxonomy places the organism in Eukaryota, Fungi, Ascomycota, Pichiomycetes, Serinales, Debaryomycetaceae. Gene Ontology annotation, cellular component: cytosolic proteasome complex; proteasome regulatory particle, base subcomplex. The record is from RefSeq and is a predicted model, not a curated record. The transcript has a single exon. Gene Ontology annotation, molecular function: ATP hydrolysis activity; ATP binding; proteasome-activating activity. Gene Ontology annotation, biological process: positive regulation of RNA polymerase II transcription preinitiation complex assembly. Bases 1 to 1284 code for a protein of 427 amino acids.
AUGAGUGCUGACGACAAGGAUCCUCUUUUAGCUGCUUUAAAUGCAGAUGAACAACCUCAAUUGCAACAACCUCAACCACCACAAGCAAAUACGACUCCUACCCCAAGUCAAUCUGUUGAUCCAGAAAGAGAACGUGCUCUUUCCAAAUUCAAAGAUAAACUUCUCGAACACAGAAAAUACGACGCUAGAUUAAAAGAACUCAGAUUGAGUAUACGAGACCUAGAAAAAGAUUUUGAAAAGACUGAAAAUGACAUUAAAGCACUUCAAUCAGUUGGACAAAUCAUUGGAGAAGUUUUAAAACAAUUAGAUGACGAAAGAUUCAUUGUCAAAGCAUCAAGUGGUCCACGUUAUAUUGUUGGAUGUAGAAAUACUAUCAAUAAACUGAAAUUAAAGAAUGGAAUUCGUGUCUCAUUAGAUAUGACAACUUUAACUAUCAUGAGAAUCUUACCUAGAGAAGUUGAUCCUUUGGUUUAUAAUAUGACAACAUUCGAACCUGGAGAAAUCUCUUUCAAUGGAAUUGGUGGGUUGAAUGAACAAAUUAGAGAAUUAAGAGAAGUUAUUGAAUUGCCAUUGAAAAAUCCGGAAUUAUUCACUCGUGUGGGUAUAAAAUCACCAAAAGGGGUUUUAUUAUAUGGACCUCCAGGAACUGGGAAAACCUUAUUAGCAAAAGCCGUUGCCGCCACCAUUGGGGCAAACUUCAUCUUUUCACCAGCUUCUGCAAUUGUUGAUAAAUAUAUUGGUGAAUCAGCUAGAUUGAUUAGGGAAAUGUUUGCAUAUGCCAAAGAACAUGAACCUUGUAUUAUCUUUAUGGAUGAAAUCGAUGCAAUUGGUGGAAGGAGGUUUAGUGAAGGUACCAGUGCUGAUCGUGAAAUUCAAAGAACGUUAAUGGAAUUAUUAAAUCAAAUGGAUGGAUUUGAUUCAUUAGGUCAAACAAAAAUCAUUAUGGCAACUAAUCGUCCUGAUACUUUGGAUCCAGCAUUAUUAAGAGCUGGUAGAUUGGAUAGAAAAAUUGAAAUCAGUUUACCUAAUGAAGCUGGUCGUUUGGAAAUUUUUAAAAUUCAUACUGCCAAAGUAUCGAAACAUGGUGAAUUUGAUUUUGAAGCCUUGGUUAAGAUGAGUGAUGGAUUUAAUGGGGCGGAUAUUAGAAAUGUGGUGACUGAAGCUGGGUUUUUCGCUAUUAGAGAAGAUAGAGAUUAUAUUAUUCAGAACGAUAUGUUGAAGGCAGUUAGAAAGGUUGCUGAUGUUAAGAAAUUGGAAGGGAAAUUAGAUUAUGAAAAGUUGUAG